AUGUCUUGUUGGCGCGUGCUGGAGCUCUGCGAGCAGCCCAACGGCAAGCACAUCCCCCAGCUACUCAUCAAACCCGCCUUCGACCUGGACUCGUACAUGGUGCAUCUGACCGACCUCAGCAACAUAUGGUGCGAAGAGCUAGACGUCUAUGGCAUAGUCAAACGAGCUGCACAGGAGCAAUCACCUAUCGAAGUCAGCAAACAGGAUACUGCACAGCUUGUCAUUCUUCUCGACAAUGUUGAGAAAUCCCUGGCGAGUGGAGAGGAUGCCAUAUGCCGUGUGACUCGCAACGACACGGACGGCAUCACCUUGCACACUAGCAUCUGCCUUCCAGAGCCCCUCGACCGCUUGACGUGGACAUUCAACCUGCAAAAGCGAACGUCUGCAACUCUAAAGAACGAACUGAUUCUUCCGCUGCUUGUAUCAUCUCACAUCCAGAAUGAACGAAUCACCGCACUUAUAUCUACUGUUACCGAAAAGGACAGGGCAAUAUCUCGACUCAUAGAUCAGUUCGAUUCCAACAACGUAGACCUGGCUGCCGCUUUCCCCAGCAUCGGCGGAACCAAGACGGGGAGGAAGGUGGUCAAACGCGAACAAGCGGCGAAGCACGUUCCCGCCUUACGACCGUUUCGCGAAGCAGCAUGGAGGCAGGAGACGGAGCAAUUGGAAGACGCAAACCUGACUACGCUUGGCUUGUUCCAAGAAGCAUUGGCGCAGACUACCCCGAGAGUGCCACGGAAACUGAAGUCAGAUCAAGAAUCUAUGUGGUGGACUGGGAUGCCUACUCAGUUGGGACCAGUCACAGUUCCGGCUAAAAGCAAAGCUAAGAAGCCUACUCCAGCUACAAAGUCAAUGAAGGUUACUGCCGACUCAGAUGAAGAGACGGAGGACGAACCUGUAGAAUCCUCAGUGCCCAUACCCUCUUCGCCGCAUAAGAAGACCAGUGAGACAGAGGGUGAUAGUACUGAAGACGACGAGGAUUUGGAUGCACUUCCCAAAAGUCAGAGUAAAAGUAAGGGCCAGACAAUACAAGAGACGAUUCGCGAGAGGACGCUCACACCUGAACAUUACUCCCCGCCCAAGACGGCAUCAUCCUCAGUCCAGAAGGCCAAGGUAAGCAGUUUCCGAAUAGGCGGCAAAUCAACAAGGGUGGAAUCUCCUCAACCAUUGCCGGGGAGUAUAGAUGCGGAACAGGAGUCGGAGGUCCUACCGACCAGAGAGUUUGUGCCUUCUUCGCAAGCGACCCAAUCAGUUAUGACACCAAAGAAAGCCCGUAAGCCUUUCCGAAUCGGAGGCAAAGGAAAGGCAGUAGAUGGAGACGCUUCCCAACGCGCGAUAACAAUCUCACCAAGCACCAACCGUAUCAGAACCACACAAUCACCUACUGCAGAACCACCGUCCUCCCCGCCACCGUCUAGGGCGGUGAAAGAGAUGUCGCCCGUCAAGGAGGUCCACGAGGAAACUCCAGAGGAGAAAGCAGAGCGAAAGCGGGCUGAACUCAAGCGGAAGAAUGAGGAAGCAGCGAAGAAACAGGCCCAGGCAAAAAAGAAGAAGAGAUUUUGA
Alternaria burnsii is the source of this 1563-nucleotide messenger RNA. RefSeq lists its product as uncharacterized. Gene Ontology annotation, molecular function: DNA end binding. Gene Ontology annotation, cellular component: nucleus; DNA ligase IV complex. The transcript is spliced from 2 exons. NCBI's taxonomy places the organism in Eukaryota, Fungi, Ascomycota, Dothideomycetes, Pleosporales, Pleosporaceae. The record is from RefSeq and is a predicted model, not a curated record. Bases 1 to 1563 code for a protein of 520 amino acids. Gene Ontology annotation, biological process: double-strand break repair via nonhomologous end joining.